Messenger RNA from Anisakis simplex (herring worm), 1653 nucleotides. NCBI's taxonomy places the organism in Eukaryota, Metazoa, Nematoda, Chromadorea, Rhabditida, Anisakidae. The record is from the annotation of a GenBank genome assembly.
AUGCUGUUCGUACCGCUUUGGCUUUGUACAAUACCAGCCGUACUGUCGUUGAGAUGUCGAUUAUUCGCCCAAAACAAUCGUCCCAUCUACGAGUGCAUCAAUAUUUCCACAGCAUCCGGAUCGGUUGCCAGUCGUGGCGUCACACUUCCGACAGUUCCGCCUGGAACAAUGACAUUCAAGAUAGUGAAUGCACGUGUCGAAACACUCGAAAGUGUCGGUAAUCCAGAAAUAGUGACAUUUAUGAUGAAUGACUGUCGCUUGAGUGCCGUCAGUACGAAUGCUUUUGCGCUUUCAACGAAUCUGAAACAAAUUGAUUUAUCGCACAAUUUAUUGACACAUUCCUCGUUCGACGCAUUCAAAUACCACAAUCACUCACCACCUCUUCAUCAACACAUCGAACGACUAAUCUUAUCGUAUAAUCGUUUCGAAGUUAUUCCUAACUUAAGUGCAUUGAAUGCACUACGUGAUUUAGAUUUAUCACAUAAUCAGAUUAUUCGUAUUCCUGAUGCUAGUUUAUUAUUACCGAAACUCGAAUGGAUCGAUUUAUCCUAUAAUUCAUUAACGAACGUACGUAAAUGGCAGUUUAGUAAUCGAAUACGAUUUAUUGAAUUACACGAGAAUCCAUGGAAUUGUGACUGUGCACUUCGAGAUUUUGUUGCAUUCCAACGAGAAACAUUGAUAAGUCGAUCGCUGCGUUGCAAGCAACCCCCUCCCUUACAUGGCAUCAAAUGGGACGAUCUUGAGCUUUCGGAUUUCACAUGUGGUCCUGAAAUAAGCGCACCGCUUCAUGAAGUGAUAAGUGCAUCAAGAGGUGAACUUAUUCAAAUGAAUUGCGAAGUGGUUGGUGAUCCAAUUCCGAAUGUUUCGUGGAUCACUAAUCAGUCGAAUGCUCCGCUGAAGUGGAAUAUCAACGAAGUGAGUGCUGAAGAUGAAAAUACCUACUGGUGUAUUGCAAGAGCUGGGUAUGGUAUGAUGAGGAAACGUUUUGAUUUGACGUUAUCUUCAAACGACAUAAAACUGCCGAGUGAUGCAGAUUUUCGUGAUUUAAUCAAUGAAAACGUUGAGUUCACUUCCUUAGUAGAUGAUGAAACUGAUGGUCACAUGUCUGUGCUAUCAGCAGAUGAAAACGCUGAUGAUGGAACGCGAAACGUAUGGAUGAAGAACGAUGAUUCUGACAUUAUGUUGAAAAUAUUGUUGGGGGGACAUCCAUUUUUGAUGGUUAUUCUGUUGACUGUGAUUGUGUUAGCGUGUGCUUUACUAUUGUCGUUUUGUGCUUUUGUCUAUCGAAUGCACACAACGAGUCGUCGCAAUCAUAUGUUGCCCGAACGAAAGUGUUUCAUUGCGAACGAACGUAAUUUGUUGGUACAAGAUCAAAAUGUUACCACUAAAAUCACUACAAGUUCCAGUAAUAAGUGCGGCAGUAGCCCGCCGCUCGUGAUCAUUAAUCAUACUGAUAACGGCAUUCAAUCAGGACUCAACAAUUCGACAUUAUCAGUUCAGAAACCGAUAACUGAUUCCAAUCACUACGAUGAUAAUUCAUCGGAAGGGAUGCAAUUAGAUCGAUGUCAUUUAGAUGAAUGGACCCCAAAAGCACCACUUGCUCAAUACGAUAGAGAUACUUCAGUAUUACCAAUUGUGCAAACAUCAUUAUAG